Molecule: messenger RNA, 4032 nt
Organism: Pyricularia oryzae 70-15
Lineage: Eukaryota; Fungi; Ascomycota; Sordariomycetes; Magnaporthales; Pyriculariaceae
Exons: 3
Coding region: 1165-3594 (809 amino acids)
Biological process (GO): transmembrane transport; fungal-type cell wall biogenesis
Source: RefSeq, a predicted model, not a curated record
CAAAGAAAGAGAUGCCCGACUCUCGAGUGGUGUCUGUCUGUUUCUGCUUGGCUACAGAAAGAUGUCAACCCGCAAUCCCGCCCACUUCGCUUUUCCUGGCGAGCGUAUCGGGCUGCAUCCCUGAGCCGAAUUGUAACAAUGGCCUUCCUUGGUCUGGGCGGUUUAGAUUUUUGAUCAGUCGGGGCUGGAUUGCGAAGCACUCACUAAUUCUGGUACAAUACAUGAGGUGGUAAUUAAUUUGUCUGUCCAUAUACUUCCGGCGUGGAGCAUCUUUGGGUACCCCUUCCUUUCUACCGUCGAUCAGAGCUAACUGUCUCUUCCUCUCUUGUCUCUUUCGUUUCUCAUUCUUUCUUCUCCCCGUCUACCUUGUCGCUUAUCGCUUUGAAGUCCUUACUGGGCAAACCCUUCCUUGGCUUCUCACCCAGUCGUUAAUAGAUCUUGCACAUAUUCCUUCGUUUCAUCUAUCUGCUGCUGACAUCUUUGUAGGUGGCUGCAACCCUAGGCAAGCCAGUCCCUUUUCCGGUACUCGCUUGCCGGUUGCAUUCUUGGCGCGUCGUUCACAACCACUCCCUGUCUCCCUCUUUUAUCCCUACGACCUUCGCUCUAGAACCACCCUUGUCAUCGAUCUUGCUCCUCCCUCUCUUUCCUCCUUCACAUCACCGUCCCGACAGUGAGGGAGUUAGCAAGACGUCUUGACAUAGACUAUUUCCUAGUUGGUGGUUGAGAACGCUUCUAUUACAAGACGUCGACGGAAUCGUUGGUCAAAGGGCAGUUUAUCUGCCCUUCUUUCAUUCUUUCCAGGUUGAUCCUCGGCCCGUAUUGUUCUAUUCUAAACAUUUUGAUUGUUCACUGUUCUUUUUUGCCAUUUUGGCCCCUCGUUUGUUUCUCUUCAUUGUUUGGUAAUUCUUUUUUUCUUUUCUUUGCGCGUGGCCGACUAGUCUCGAGUCACCCAUAUACUUGAAGCAUUUCUUAUUAUUUGCUUUACAUUUGGAACUCGACCGGAUCGAUCUCAUGACCAGCAACGCAUCACAUUUCAGAUAAACCAGAAUCCUUUUCUUCGGAGAACGCAAAACAACAGCAAAAUCGAACAUAAUCCUUCGGCACAUAUUUGAUAUCAGCUCAGGCCAUUCGAUCCGACAGUUACAGAAACAAACCGAUAUCGUUAUGGCGCGAUACGGUGGAGGAAAGGGGCCAUGGCAUCGGCUCGCCGCCGGUGCCCUUGGUAUCAUUGCAUUGGCACUGCAAGGCGUUGCGGCCGAGGACAUUCUCAAAACUAGCGGCUUCAGCAACUGCGGAACCACCGCUACCGUGGAGGUCAAGAAGAUGGAAAUCACUUACAACGCCUCGAACAAGACUGUCGUCUUCGACAUCAGCGGGACGAGCAGCAAAAUACAGAACGUGACGGCCUCUCUGGACGUGACGGCUUAUGGCCAGAGCGUCUUUUCCAACAAGUUCAACCCUUGCUCUGCUGCCACCUUUGUAUCCCAAUUGUGCCCAGUUCCUGCUGGCACCUUCUCCGCACGAGGUUCGCAAGUUAUUCCAGCUCAGUUUGCCGAUGCCGUUCCCGCGAUCGCUUUCCAGGUCCCCGAUAUCGCCGCCCUCGCCACUCUCGAACUCAAGUCCUUGGACUCUGGAUCAAAUGUGGCGUGUAUCAGGUCCCAGGUGUCCAACGGCAAGACGGCCAAUGUUCCCGCGGUUUCGUAUGUUGCCGCUAGCGUAGCCGGUGCGGCUCUUGUCAUGACUGGAGUCUCCGCUAUGGGUGCCGCAGUUGCAGGUGGAAGUGGUGCCGCAGCCGGCGGCAGUGCGGCCGGGUUCGGGACUGUCAGUCCCAGCUUCACCGAGGUUUUUGGAUGGUUCCAAGGUCUGGCAAUGGAUGGCAUGCUCUCGGUUGCCUACCCGCAGGUCUACAGGAGCUUUUCUAAAAACUUUGCCUUCUCGACCGGUCUCGUCCCCUGGACCCAACUCCAGGUUGCCAUUGACGACUUUCGCGGCAUGACCGGCGGCAACCUUACCGCCGACAGCGUCGAGGCCCUGCGCAACACCACGCUGGUUUUCGAUGACGGAUCGAUCCAGGCUCCGCACAGCAACGUGGUCAAGGUAAAGCGAGCGUUUGAUGACCUUGUCAUGCUUGCGGCCAGGCAGAUUGAGACGAGCAUCAACACCACCGCCCCGGCAUCGGGCCAAGAAAACUCUGGCAUGCCCGACAACCUCCGCACAACCGUCACUGGAAUUCAGGCCUACGUCAACCAGCUUUCUAUUCCUUCCGCGAACACCUUCAUGACGGUUCUUUUGAUUGUGGCUAUUGCCAUUGUUGCCAUCGCCGUCGGCAUCCUGCUGUUCAAGCUGAUUCUUGAGUUCUGGGCUCUCUUUGGAAACUUUCCCAAGUCGCUGAUUGGGUUUCGCGAGCACUAUUGGGGCUCAAUUGCGCGCGCCAUCACCUCGCUCAUCCUGUUGCUCUAUGGAGUCUGGGUGCUGUACUGCAUAUUCCAGUUCACACACGGAGAUUCUUGGGCUGCCAAGACGCUUGCCGGAGUGACACUGGCACUAUUCACCGGUGUGCUACUGUUCUUCUCUUUCAAGAUCUGGUACACUGCUCGCCAGCUCAAGCAGGCAGAAGGUAGCGCCAGCGGACUUUACGACCAGAAGAGCAUCUGGGUCAAGUACAGCAUGUUCUACGAGUCGUACAAGAAGGACUACUGGUGGUUGUUUGUGCCGACAAUCGUCUACCUUUUUGCAAAGGGCGUCUGUAUUGCUAUGGGGGAUGGACAUGGGAGGGUCCAGACCAUCUCUCUGCUCUGUAUCGAGGCUGUCAUGCUUGCCAUGCUCCUCUGGAACCGACCAUACGAGCGGAAAUCCGGCAACAUUAUCAAUGUCAUCAUCGCCGUUGUCCGCGUGCUCUCAGUCGUGGUCAUCUUGGUAUUUGUCCAGGAGUUUGGUGUAACGCAAACGACACAGACGGUGGCUGGUGUCGUCCUUAUUGUCAUCCAAUCUACUUUGACCGGUGUUUUGGCAAUUCUCAUUGCUUGGAAUGCCAUAAUUGCCUGCUGCAAGGCCAACCCCCAUCGUAAGCGGAGAAAGGAGCUCGAGAAAAUGCGCGAUGCCGACACACUGACGCCCCUUGACGCGCGCAACUCCCUUCUCCUGGACCGGCCCAAGACGGAAGGCAAGGAUUCAUCUGCUACGUUUGCCGUUGCCAACACGGCCUUGGACGAAAAGUCGGCACUUGCACCGCCACGUGCCAUGCCGGAAAGGCACCUCAGCCCUGGGCCUCGAAGCCCAUACCCCAGUGAGAGACAACCUGCGGGUUCUGGAGACACAUUCCGGGCCGACACUUUUAGGCCUCUCACACCGCAGUCCCAGUACGAUGACAAGGAGACUCUUCUGGGGGGAGCCGCACCGAUAGGGACGGCAGAAAGCAGGCAGCCUACAUUGCCCGCGCUUGGCGGUGGCUACGGUGCCCCUCGGCCGACAAACAACUAUAACCCGAGCAACUACGUACCGUCGGACUACGGAGGCGGCUAUGGAGGCGGCUACAACCAGGGCGCCGAUUACAACAACAACGGCUAUGGCUAUGGACCGCGCGGUGGCUACUAGAACUAGUUGUGUGCCGGGACUGGUGCAUGGGGUUGGAACCAAGCCAUGUUGAGGCUUAUUCUUUUCCUAGUCUCUUUUGGUAUUUUGUAUGAUGCCAUCUUUUAACAGCGAGCACUCAUUGUUGAAUAUGGUGUGUGUAUUUUUAGCCAUUCGUUCAUUACGUACAAGCAUACCCCUCACGACGAGAGAACCUAUCUACUUGGACUACAUAAGAUACCUAACAAUUUCUUUUUUACUGUACAGACCCACUGCUCCUGUGUUUUCUGAUAUGGUGUCAAUGUCAGGUCUCGGCUCGGAUCUUUGUUUGUCUUGGUUUGCGGACGAAUGUCAGGAGGCAUUUGUUCUAUGCUUAGUAUUGCUCGCAAUCGAAAUUUGCAUUGUUAUCUGCCACAUGCGUACAGUAUGAACAAGUAUGCGGGGUCGCGAGUCGCCAUAUCC